GUAAAUAGGUCCGUAGCUUCAUUUUCUGGGUCAUAACGUUGGAUUGAGCCAGCUUUCCAGAACCUGACCACUGUAACAGGAGAUUAAUUUGAUGCCAAAUAGGAGUACAGCUGUCACGACAGCAAAUUAGGGAGAAAAAUGCACUCUUUUAUGGGACUGCUGAGUCGCCGCAGCAGAUGAAGCUCAUGGAAAGAUAUAUGAGUGCCCAGUUUUGCCAGUUGGUUGCGACUUGCGAGCUCACCCCACGAUGAUGCCCGGGGUGUACGCACAUGAUAUUGCACUGCGGCCCAUGCGUACCUGAUUACUUAAAAAAUCUCUUGAAAUUGGUCACUUCAACAUGUGAAAAUUGGUUGCUAAUAGCACGGGGAGUCCAUACGUGUUGCCAAUAGAUGACCAGCAGCUUUCGUCUGCAGACUGAAUUUUCGUUGCCUCCCGUUUUCUUUUUCUUAUAAUUAUUUUCUCAUUCCGCUGGGGUUGAGCGGAAAUAAUUCCUCUUACUUGGCAUAUGAAGUCAUAACCUAUCGGCGGUACCUGCAUGGCUGUAAAGCUUGGUACACCCUAUAAAAGCUUACACGAGGAUUUAUAUUGCUCCUCUCCUGUUGCUCUCAUCAUGACAGUCCUCUCGCCUUCCGAAAUUUCCUCUCUCUCCCUUUCCAAUCCAUUGGCUUUGGUUCUUCUAGUUGAAAGCCAUCACACAAGGCAUCGGAUAACAUAGAGCUCGACCAAAAUAUAAAAAAAGGAUCUUUUUCUUCAGGAGGUGUGGUGGGAUUGGCCGAUUUCUGAGGAUACUGAAGUUUUCUGAGCAAAGCUGUGAACGAAGAUUGAAUUAAAUUGUGAGCGUAUGCCUGGAAACAAGUACAACAGUAACUCUGUCCAUGUUCCUGGUCGUGUAGAACGGCUCUUAAGAGAAAGAGAGCUCAGAAAAAGCAGCAGGGCUUCCCAUUCAAAUGAGACAACUGACAUUAGUAGAGUGGCUGAGCUAGAACAUGAGCUGCGCUUUAGAGAAGGAGAAAACUCGGGGAUUUCUUAUGUUGAACAGUCUUCGGAAGGGGCUAUCGCCCCCAGGCCACUCACCGAGGGUUGUGAAAGGCAAGAUGGGAGGCCUUUCAGACAGAGACUCUUGGUGGUGGCUAACAGGUUGCCUGUCUCUGCAGUCAGAAGAGGUGAAGAUGCAUGGUCUCUUGAGAUGAGUGGUGGGGGGCUAGUUACUGCUCUUCUGGGUGUGAAGGGGUUCGAGGCAAGAUGGAUAGGAUGGGCUGGUGUUAAUGUGCCUGAUGAGAUUGGACAGAGGGCUCUUACCGAUGCUUUGGCUCAAAAAAAGUGUAUUCCUGUGUUCCUUGAUGAGGAGAUUGUUCAUCAAUACUACAAUGGCUAUUGCAACAAUAUAUUAUGGCCUCUUUUUCAUUAUCUUGCACUUCCACAAGAAGAUCGCCUAGCAACUACAAGAAGUUUUCAGUCUCAGUUUGCUGCAUACAGGAAAGCAAAUCAAAUGUUUGCUGAUGUUGUAAAUAAGCAUUACGAAGAUGGUGAUGUAGUCUGGUGCCAUGAUUACCACCUUAUGUUUCUGCCGAAAUGCCUGAAGGAAUAUAACAGCAACAUGAAAGUUGGGUGGUUCCUCCAUACACCAUUUCCUUCCUCUGAAAUUCACAGGACUCUGCCAUCACGGUCCGAGCUUCUACGUUCUGUUCUUGCUGCUGAUUUAGUUGGUUUCCACACCUAUGACUAUGCAAGGCACUUUGUGAGCGCUUGUACUCGUAUUCUUGGGCUUGAGGGUACACCAGAAGGAGUUGAGGAUCAAGGGAGGCUGACGAGAGUAGCUGCAUUUCCUAUUGGCAUAGAUGCUGUUCGUUUCAUCGGAGCACUUGACACUCCACCAGUUCAGGAACACAUGAAAGAACUAAAAGAGAGAUUUGCUGGUCGUAAGGUGAUGUUAGGUGUUGACCGAUUGGAUAUGAUCAAGGGGAUUCCUCAAAAGAUACUGGCAUUUGAGAAAUUUCUUGAAGAGAACUCAGAUUGGCAUGACAAAGUUGUUUUGCUGCAAAUUGCUGUACCAACAAGAACAGAUGUUCCUGAAUAUCAAAAACUUACAAGCCAAGUCCAUGAAAUUGUUGGACGCAUUAAUGGAAGAUUUGGAACAUUGACGGCUGUCCCUAUACAUCACCUGGAUCGUUCUCUUGACUUCCAUAAGCUAUGUGCCCUUUACGCAGUUACUGAUAUUGCACUUGUCACUUCAUUGAGGGAUGGCAUGAAUCUUGUCAGUUACGAGUUUGUUGCAUGUCAAGAUGCGAAGAAAGGGGUUCUAAUUCUUAGUGAGUUUGCAGGUGCGGCACAGUCCCUAGGUGCUGGUGCAAUUCUAGUGAACCCUUGGAACAUCACAGAGGUUGCUGCUUCUAUAGCCCAAGCUUUAAAUAUGCCUGCCGAAGAGAGGGAAAAGCGUCAUCGACAUAAUUUUGCACAUGUAACAACCCAUACGGCGCAAGAAUGGGCCGAAACAUUCGUAAGCGAACUAAAUGAUACUGUUGUUGAGGCCCAGCUAAGGACAAGACAAGUACCACCUUUUCUUCCAUUCCAAGAUGCCAUUGACCGAUAUCUGAAAUCCAAUAAUCGCUUACUCAUUCUGGGGUUCAACGCAACAUUGACUGAACCAGUGGACACUCCAGGGAGAAGGGGUGAUCAGAUUAAAGAAAUGGAUCUCAAAUUGCACCCCGAUCUGAAAGAGCCCUUGACGGCACUCUGCAGUGACUUGAGGACAACGGUGGUUGUCCUCAGUGGGAGUGACAGAAGUGUCUUAGAUGAUAACUUUGCAGAGUAUAACAUGUGGUUGGCAGCUGAGAACGGGAUGUUUUUACGUCUUACAAAGGGAGAUUGGAUGACAACAAUGCCAGAGCAUUUAAACAUGGAAUGGGUUGACAGCGUAAAGCAUGUCUUUGAGUAUUUCACAGAAAGGACUCCUCGUUCACAUUUUGAACUCCGAGAAACCUCGCUUGUAUGGAACUACAAAUAUGCAGAUGUUGAAUUUGGAAGACUCCAAGCAAGAGAUAUGUUGCAACAUCUUUGGACAGGUCCAAUAUCUAAUGCAUCUGUUGAUGUUGUCCAAGGUAGCCGGUCAGUCGAGGUGCGAGCAGUUGGUGUAACAAAAGGUGCAGCAAUUGACCGUAUAUUGGGUGAGAUUGUACACAGUAAAUCCAUGACAACACCAAUUGACUAUGUUCUUUGCAUAGGUCAUUUCCUGGGAAAGGAUGAAGAUGUCUACACAUUUUUCGAGCCAGAGCUUCCUUCUGAUGCUCUAGGGAUUGCCAGAACCAAGGCUACUGAUGGAGUGAAGUCUCCAGGGGAGAAACGAUCUUCCUUGAAGCUUCCAGCUAGUAAAAGUGGGUCAAAAGCAUCUGCGAUGAAGACACAACGACCUUUACCGAACCCUGACAAAAGAAAUAACAACCAUGCCAGUGGUAGUGGGAGGAGGUCUUCGCCAGAUAAAAUAUCCUGGAACGUGCUCGAUCUCAAGGGGGAGAACUAUUUCUCAUGCGCUGUCGGCCGGCCCCGUACAAAUGCUCGCUACCUGGUUGGAUCCUCCGACGAUGUCGUCUUGUUUCUCAAGGAACUGGCGCAUGCAUCAUUUCCUGGCCUUGCAUAGGAAUAAUAUGCUCAUUUCCGGGGGGGAUAGGUGGCACUGCAAGCUCGAGGUUCUGCCUUCCCAUUAUGAAUAUCAGCCUCUCUACAAUACUAAUUUGUCCGUGUACCUCCCUUGUUCGUGGGCUGUCUCAUACCUUAGUUGAGUGCCAGAUCAUCAAUAUGGCUGUUUGAUCCGGCAGUUUUAGACUCUUGCCUGAGAGUAUCUACAAGGUUAUGAACCGGAAAUUUUCAUUGAUCUUACAAUUGAGAAAAUCAAUCUAUCAAAAAUGGUAAUAAACACGGCCUUUUUGUUCCCU
This is a messenger RNA of Rhodamnia argentea, 3929 nucleotides long. Its product is annotated as alpha,alpha-trehalose-phosphate synthase [UDP-forming] 1-like. The record is from RefSeq and is a predicted model, not a curated record. The transcript has 18 exons. The coding region runs from base 842 to 3634 and encodes 930 amino acids. Gene Ontology annotation, biological process: trehalose biosynthetic process. Gene Ontology annotation, cellular component: cytosol. Gene Ontology annotation, molecular function: alpha,alpha-trehalose-phosphate synthase (UDP-forming) activity. NCBI's taxonomy places the organism in Eukaryota, Viridiplantae, Streptophyta, Magnoliopsida, Myrtales, Myrtaceae.